AAACAGAGCCCAAGUUAGUGGCGAUAAAGUAAACAACACAACUUGCAAGAAAUAAUGUGAAUCUCCUCGCUGUUUAAAAUUUUUAAUUUUGAUAAUACGGAUAAUACUGCUUUGAAAUUGUCUUUACAAGAAGCAUAUAAUAUGUGUUGAGCCACACGAUAUUUCUUCGCCGGCCCAGAUAUGGUCAUUAGAGGAUUUCAGUUAAUCUACCCUCUGCAAUUUCUCAUCCUCGCCGGAUUCAUCUUUGCACCAUUCAUUUGUCUAGGCAGUAAUAACUACGCUAGUGGUACUGAUUCAAUUGUGAUAAUUCUACUGGACCAAGAAAAUGACAAUAAUUCAAAGUCUUUGCUAAAUGAAUUUUGCUCUGAAUUAAAAAAUGAUUAUCAGGGCAAACUUCCUCAAAUUCUAACGGUUUCAAAUAACUUUACUGGAGAAAUUGGCGCUUGGACGGUGAUCCAGUUAAUAGAAAAGUUGUCUAGACUGGAUCUCGCCUCACCAUGGUAUUUUUUUGCACUUCCGUCCACACGAAUCAACAUCCCAAAACUUCUGAACCUUGUUGCUCGACACGACGCUGAGGAGCCCAUUUGGCUUGGCUAUGGACUUCACGACAGAGAACCAACAAUUAUCCACCACUUCUCCCUCUUAACAAAAGCAAAAGAUAACUUUCUCUACCCUUUAUUCUCCUCUGGAUUUGCACUGAGCCAAGGGCUCCUUUCCUCGCUCUCUGAAAGAUGGAAUUCCAACAACACUGCAGAUCUGCAUCCGUCUGAAUUUUCCAUCGAUCCAUCCUACGAACUGGCCCUUUUUGUCUGGAAUGAUGGGCAUGGGCCAACAUUGACACACUCGAGCAAAUUUUGUCUUGCCAAAGGACCAAACUGCGUCUCAUACCCUGCAAAGCAAACCACUUGCAGACCACUCGUGCUAACCAAUGAAAUAUUCUUCGCUGUAAAAACCUGCCAUAAAUUUCACAGAACAAGAGUGCCAUUUGUUCUACAGACGUGGGGGAAGAGAGCGCACCACUUAGCUCUCUUUUCCGACGUGCCUGACUAUUUGAUUCCUGGAUUAGUUGAUCUCAAGGUGCCGAACACCAACCACGGUCACUGCGGCAAGACUGAAGCAAUUAUUAAGUAUGUUGACCAAAAGAUGAGGGAGGAUCCCAAAAUUGAAUGGCUUGUUAUAGCAGAUGAUGACACAAUUUUAAGUGCUGAGCGAUUGCAAGAAUUUUUGAGCUGUCACAGUUCUUCAAAAAUGCCACUCGCCUUGGGGGAACGAUACGGCUUUAGGGUUUUUGAACGUGACACAGGCUACAACUACUUGACUGGUGGAGGAGGCAUGGUUGUCAACAGGGCCGCUGUUCAUCAACUAACCAAAGGUUGUCAUUGCCCGGCUGACGACUUCCCUGACGACAUGUUCAUAAUGGGAGUUUGCCUUUCAAAGUUAGGAAUUCCACUAGUGCACUCUUCUUUGUUCCAUCAGGCUCGCCCUGAUGAUUAUGCACCUGAAUAUUUGGCAAUGCAGCAGCCAAUUUCCUUCCACAAACACUGGCUUAUUGAUCCGCUGGAAGUAUACAAGAACUGGUUUGACGCAGAUUUUUCUGCGGAGGCGCCCAAACGAAACGUCCACAUUGAGCUUUAAUGCAACUACUGCCUUGAAUGUUAAUUCACAAGUAUUUUAAAACGGGGUAUUUGUGUGGUAAAAAUUGAAGUAUUAAACAA
Molecule: messenger RNA, 1715 nt
Organism: Neocloeon triangulifer
Lineage: Eukaryota; Metazoa; Arthropoda; Insecta; Ephemeroptera; Baetidae
Product: beta-1,3-glucosyltransferase
Exons: 9
Coding region: 181-1635 (484 amino acids)
Cellular component (GO): membrane
Molecular function (GO): glycosyltransferase activity
Source: RefSeq, a predicted model, not a curated record